This is a messenger RNA of Phalaenopsis equestris, 2619 nucleotides long. RefSeq lists its product as uncharacterized. The record is from RefSeq and is a predicted model, not a curated record. The coding region runs from base 299 to 2257 and encodes 652 amino acids. Lineage: Eukaryota; Viridiplantae; Streptophyta; Magnoliopsida; Asparagales; Orchidaceae. The transcript is spliced from 7 exons.
UCCCGCUGGCCGGCCAUUAUCCUCUCUCUCUCUCUCUCUUCUACUCUUCUCUCUUCUCUCUAUCAUAAAGGCGCGCAGUUCCGGUGACAUCCUGACUGGCAAGCGAGCUUCCUUCAAAAUCUGUGCCUCACCCUCUUCUGCUCCUCUGCUGCGACCCCCUUCUCACCUAACUCCCAUUUGAUGCGAUUCUCUAAUAAAAAAAGCUUCUUUGUCCCUCAAAAUACCUUCUUGCUAAUUUUUUUCUCACCAUCGAAAGAACCCUGGUGAAGUUCCGCUGAUUUUUAGAUUUGUACUUGAAAUGGGCUGUGCGCACUCGAGAGUGGACAAGGAGGAGACAGUGUGGAGAUGCAGAGUGAGGAAAAGGCUAAUGAAGCAGCUCCUUCGUUGCAGAUCUGACCUCGCGGCCGCCCACAUGGCUUACCUCCAGUCUUUAAGAAACACGGGAGCCACUCUCCGGCAGUUCACCGAGUCGGAAUCCGAGGUUUCCGGUAACUUUCCUCCUCAUGUUGCAUUUCCCCACUCGCUUCCACCACCACCACCACCACCACCACCACCUCCUCCUCCUCCUCUCCCACCUUCUCCUCCGCCUCCUCCUCGAUUGAGCACAUGUAAGAAGGUAAGGGAAGUGGAGGAAAGAAGAAGCAAUGGUGAUGAUAAUUCUUCCAUUAACACAGACACUGAUGAAGAUGAUAAUGAGAGUUGCAGGCCUCCACCUCGUCCCAUUCAUAACUUGGAUUGGGAUUUCUGGGAUCCAUUUGGCAUUCCAUCUGGUUCAAAUGCUUCUUCGCCAGUUUUGUUGAAUAAGGGUUUGGGGGAUGAGGAGAAGUGGGCUGAGGCCAUCACAGAGUUUGAAGAUGAGGUAGAGGAAAGGGAAUGUCAACGCUCUGAUGUGAACAUGACAUUGAUUUCGGUUAAAGAGAAGUCACCUUCGAGGGAAUUAGCUGAUGACAACUCUUCAACGUUUAGUGGGAUCACUAAGGAAACUGAUGCAGCCAUGGUUGUAUGGAGGAGGAAGAAGACAUUGGCAGGAAUUGUGAAGGAGAUUGAUGAUUAUUUCUUGAAGGCUGCUGCUGGCGGUAGCGAACUAUUAGUUCUUUUGGAGUCUACUCAUGGACAGAGCCUUGAAAGCAACCUCAACGGAACUAAGGGUAAGACUUCAAAAUCAGCCAAGGUUCUGUCUUGGAAUUGGUCUCUUAAAUCUCCUCAUUCAAAUAGAGGCGCUUGCGGCCAAAAUUGUGAAUCAUGCAGGCCGAGCAAACAUCGUACCACACUCGAAAAGAUUUAUGCUGAAGAGGAGAAGCUUUACAAGGAAGUUAAGGAGGAUGAGCUCACCAAAAUUCAGCUAAAGAAGAUGAUCUCCUUACUUGAGAAGCUCGAGACGACCGAGAAUGACUACAGAAAAUCUGAAAAAGUACGAUUAGAUGUUGAAACUUUGCGGACUCAAAUUCUUUCUCUGCAAGUGUCAAUUAAUGCAACAUGCCUAUCCAUAUCGAAUUUAAGGGAUGAAGAAUUGUGUCCUCAGUUACUGGAGCUAACAUAUGGGCUUUUGCGCAUGUGGAGAACCAUGUUUGAGUGCCAUCAGGUUCAAAGCCAUAUUUCACAGCAGGCAAAUCUUCUCGACAGCCAUCCUGACACCAAACCAACUAGUGAAUCCCAUCGCUUCGCUACGGUUCAACUGGAAAAUGAGGUUACAUCUUGGCACGCUUCUUUUUGCCGUCUUCUCAAAUCUCUUCGUGCCUAUGCCACUGUUCUUAAUCAAUGGGUUAGGCUUACUGACUGCUUGCCAUAUUGUACAAACGUUCCUGGUUCCAUAGAAGGGAUCCAUUCUCUUGGUGAAGAAUGGCAGGUAGCUCUCGAUGGAUUACCGGACAAGGUAGCCGCAGAUUCAAUAAAAAGCCUUGUCUCAGUUAUCCACUCUAUUGUUCAACAACAGAAUGUGGAGCUGAGUCUGCAGAAGAAAUUGAAGCGGCUCGAAAACAAGUUGGAGAAGGAACUAAAUUCCAUCAAUCCAACACACAACACAGAUCCUGAUAACCAACCAUCACCAAGUAAUACAAAACUUGACGCCCUCAAGACGAGGGUGGAAGACGAGAAAGCAAAAUAUUUAAGCUCCAUUCGUGUCAGCCGAGCCAUGGAGUCGAACAAUCUCCACACGAGCCUGCCAAAUGUUUUCCAAGCUCUCAUGGCUUUCUCAAACAUAUGCUCGCAAGCUCUUGAUGGAAUUGUAAAAUCCACCGACGCUCCGAUAGAAUCUUAGCAAUAGCCAAUCUGUAUAACCAUUGUUUUCAAACUGCGAAGUUGGAUAAUCUAAAUUUGCAAUGUUGAGGUAGGUUUGUGCAGCAAAGAUUCUGCAGGAGAAGAUGGGUGUGGUGCUGUCUUGAUUGCACAAUUAGAAAGGUUUGUGCUGCAAAGAUUCUGCAUGACAGAGAUGGGUGUGGUGCCGUUUGAUUGUACAAUUAGGGUCUGGAAUGUAAUAAGAAAAGUUUGGUGUUUGCUAAAACUUGUAUUGUUUCAUUAACAAGUAAAAUCACAUGGGCAUUGUAUGGGGGGAUUAUUAAAUGAGUUUCUGGGUCUGUAAGAUGUUUAUGACAACAGUUUUGUUGCGUGAAAUUGAAGUGC